UUAGUUUUUAUUAUUUUUUUAGACAAAAAACCUUUGGGGCUAGAAUUUAUAGGCUAAAUUUAGAGUAGUGGUUUGAAAAUAUUCGUCUGAAUCAUUUUUUUUGUUAUACACAAUCAUACUAUAAAAUAACACUAGGCUGGAUGACUAAAAUCGACAAAUUUAUAAGGAUGAUUCUAACUUCGAAUCUAGAGGAGGGCUGGGCCGGGCUCGGGGUGGCCACCCCCUAAAUCUGCCAUUGAGUGAUGUUAAUGUUGAUCCUAAUGAUCUUAUGUGAUUUUUUAUUCGUAACUAUUAAUUAAGUAAUUUCUAUGAGGUAUCAAGUUGCUUAUUUGUGUGUUUAUAUUAUGUACAAGAAUAAAUAUAUGGAUUUAAUUGUAUUUAUUAUUUACCCAAUAAACUUACUUGGGAAAUAAAUAUGUUUAAUGUGGUUGAUUGUUAUUCAAGAUAUGCAUUUUUUUUACAAUAUGGUAUUUUAAGUGUAUAUUUUAAUAUGAACCUUAAAAUCUUACGAUUUUAUGAUUUUAAUCUACGAUUACGAUUCUACCUCAUUUUUUAUUUUAUUUAAAAUUCCGAUUUUGACUGCAUUGCACUUAGCUUUUUCAUCAAAUAUAUUCUAUUUCCCAAUGUUGUCAGAACCGAACCGGAGCAUGACCCGGUAAUGCGAACGGCUCGCACUUCAGUGGUCCAACCGGCAUUAGACCGUUUAAAAACCAUUAGAGAACCGGUACCUAAUAAACGUUAUCAGUAUAAAUAGUGGACAUUUCUUAAUCAGAGCUCAUCUCUUUCUUUCGAAAUUGUGAAAUGGAAAUAAAGAUUCAAUUUGAGAGCCCGACGUUUUUGGUUUUUUUUUUAAUUUUCAAUUUUCUAUAAUUUUUUUAAUUAAAUUUAGUGGUUGAAUGGCAAAAACCGGACGAGCGGCUCGAUCGGCUCGAAUGGCUAACCUCCUCGGCCGCUCGCUAACCGCUAUAUAAAACCGGAGCGGCUUUUAGACUGUUCUGAGCCUAUUUUGUGACUGGGUGGCAGUUUUACCGGUCGGGCCGAGCGGCUCGGCUCGGCUUUAAUAACACUGCUAGUAUUUCCUGAUAGUUGUGUAUCUUUAUUUGAGCUGUUUUUGGUAGAUUCGGAGCUUGGAAGUUAUCAAUUACCAUAAUCUUCUAGGCUUUUAUAUGGUGAUAACCGCUUGUUUUAUUAAUGUCCGUCAUCUCCAAUUUUUGUAUAGUAAUCUUCAUUAAUUUUUAUUGACCUUGCUCACCAACUUAUUCAUUGUCCUCUCCCCAUGUUUAGUUGCGGUCUAUAUUAACUAACUCUUGCCCCCUUUUUGUUUGGUGAUCUACAAAGUGAGAAGUCUGCACCUUUUUUGCAAAUCUGGAGCAUUUGGACACUCAAGAGUUAUUGUGUUGUAUCUUAAUUGUAGAUUGAGUGGUGUUGUGACCAAUAUGAUAAUUAGGAAGUUCAAGGCGUGUAAACCCCUGACCCUUUGUGAUAAUUGCAAACUCCAUUAAUUCAUCUGAACCUACUUCUACUUAUUUUUUUUGUACAAUUUGAUAAUUUUGUAGCCUUUAAAUGUACAUUUAUUUUGAAUAUCCAUCCUGGCGCGGAGCGUAGGCAACAAAAACCAUUAGUACUAAUUUGUCAAAAAAAUCUACACAAUAAAUAAAAGCCAAAUGAUAAAAUUUGAAGUCUCAUUUCAAAUUUCUGCAUUCAGAGUGAAAGUAGGAAUGACAUUUUGGUCUUCACAAUUACUUUUUUAUAUUCAUUAAAAAGACACUUACUAGGAUUCGAACCGUGCCCACUUUAAAGAAAAGCAAAGAGCAUAACCAAUCACACUUAGUACAUUUGUUAUAUCUUUUUAAAUUAAAAACAUAUUAUCGUAGAGAGGAAAAAAACCCUUUCCCCAUUUCAAAUUUCCUGCUCCAAGAGCGUUUGUAGGAAGGGUAGAAUAGAGAGUGUCAAUUUUUUUUUCUUUUUCCUCUGUGGAAUGUGCCAACUUACCGUACGCAUGCGGAUUUAAACGGGUCCAGGAGUGUCAAUUUUUUAUUUAAGUCAUUUUAUUUCUCUGUGGUGGUAAAAUAUAUAUGAAAAGGCAAAAACAAUACUCCUUUUUAUUGCUAAAAAGAAAAAAAAUUAACAAUAAACUAAUGCAUGGAUUCUAAUGGAAAAACCGCUAAUAAUAAAAUAAAAGAGUUGAAUGAGUCUGACCUACACGAGAUUUGCACAUCAAGUAAACAAAUGAACAUUAUGAGUUUGCCAUUAUAAAACAAGCUAUUUUUUCUUGCAUAAUCAUAAACUAAUGCAUGGAUUCUAAUGGGCUAACCGCUAAUCAUAAAAUAAAAGAGUUGAAUGGGUCUGACCUGCAUGGGAUUUGCCCAUCAAGUAAAAACAAAUGAACAUCAUGGGUUUGCCAUUCUAAAACAAACUAUUUUCUCUAUAAUAAUAUAUAUUGUGCUAUUAUUUUAUAUCUUAGUGGAUAAAAUAUAAUGUAUUUUAAAGUUAUUCAAUGGUUCAACCUCGACCAACCCAAUUAGUCCAAUUUUUAUCAUUUCAAGUAUAUAUUAUGUAAUUAUUUGAUAUCAGAAUGAUUAAAUUAUAAUGUAUAUUAUAGGGAAUCGUUUGGUAUUUGUUAGUAAAAAACUACACAGAAAGAUCUAUCUGGUUAUUUUUAACAUUAAAACGAUCCUAAACAUUUUCAGUUUCCUUUCGAAAUUUUAUAGUUUUAUUCCCGUAUCAGUGAUGUGCAAAUGGCGAAUUGCAGUCAUCUCUUUUCUUUCAUUAUUUUUUAUUUUCAAAUAGAAAGGGCUAAAUUACACGUUUGGUCACUCAAAUUAUAAAAAUCUUUCACCUUUACCACCCGAAUUAAUUUUCUUUCUUAUUCGCCACUAACUUUACGAAUCGUUUCACCGUUAGUCACCCGCCGUUACACUCCGUUAACUUUGUCCUACAUGGCAGUCAACUGUAAAGUUUGACCGUUAAUUAGAUGACGUGGAAAUUUGAAAAAAUUAAAAAAAUAAUUAAUUUUUCCACAUCAACAUUUCAAAUUUAUCAUAUUAAUUAUUUAAUAAAAAUUAAUAAAUGACAAAAAAAUAAUAUGAUAAAUAAUUAAUAAAUGACCCUCACCACCACCAUCACACUCCCGCUACUCCUCUCCCCCGCCGCCGACCACAACGGCAACUCCAUCAUAUGCUCCUAAGCUUUCUCCAUGUCGUGCUUACGGACUGGGGUUGUGCAAAGGGUCUUCAACUUCCUCAAACUAACCCUUGUUGACCAAGGAACUCUGCCUCCCCUGCUUGCUUGCUUCGGCAACGGAGAUAUCAAAACACUAGUGGGCAGUUGAUGGCUUCUAAACGAUCUCACGGUGGCUUGAUUCAUCUCUAUCUAAAUAGAGAGAUGAAAGAAUCCUACCAGCGGAGUUGUUCUCGGAUUAAUCCCAACCAUGGCAGGCUGAAUCAUUAGGUAUGUAAGCUUCUACCUGUUAGAGCAAUAACAAUCAAUUCUAAUGCUAUAAAACCCCAUAAACCCAACAGUUGGGGAUGCAAUUUCUGAUCAAUAAAAUAGAAGUAACCUCCAUAAUAUGAAGAAUGGCGUCAUCUCUGUGCAGGAGCUUGCCCAGCAAGCGAGGGGCCAGGUCGAGGGUGUCAAUUUGGAAGAACUCCCGAGGCAAGAUGGGGACUACGCGGGAGGCGAGAAUGAAGACGAGACAACCGGCGAUUGUAGGGGUAAGUGGCGUCCGCGGUCCGUCGACGGAGAGAAUCUCCAAUGGGUAAAGCGCCUUGAGAUUGUGAGGGAUCGGGACAUUGGAGAUUGAUGAAGUUGUUUAGAAUUUUCAAUUGUUGAAAUUGGACAGGGAACGAAAACAGCGGAUAAAGACUAACCAAAAACUCCUAAUAAUUCAUAAAACAGAGAAGGGAGCAGUUAAGGAAGGAAGGUUGCAUACGUAGAAAACGCAGAUAUUAUUUUUUGUCAUUUAUUAAUUUUUAUUAAAUAAUUAAUAUGAUAAAUAAGAAAUGAUGACGUGGAAAAAUAAAUUUAAUUUUUUUUCAAAUUUCCACGUCAUCUAGUUAACGGUCAAACUGUAUAGUUGACUCCCAUGUAGUACAAAGUUAACGGAGUGUAACGGCGGGUGACUAACGGUGAAACGAUUCGUAAAGUUAGUGGCGAAUAAGAAAGAAAAGUAAUUCGGGUGGCAAAGGUGAAAGAUUUGUAUAAUUUGAGUGACAAAAUGUGUAAUUUAGCCAAAUAGAAAGUUUAAAAGUAAAGAAUAAUUAGAGUUUGGCAUGGGUCGGUCAAACAGGCUGAAUUUCAAGUUUUGGCCCGUUUUGAUCAAGUCUAAUUUAUAAUCACAUGGUUCCCUGGUACCCGAUAAAAAUCUCAAUCCAAACCAGUUUGACAGGUGAGUUUGUGAUUACCACCAUUUUCUAGUGAUACAGGAACGGUGGUUCCUAUCCCAAAUCGGGUUGUUCAUUCUUGAUUUCUUUAGAUUUUAUCAUGGUUUGGCAAAAAACUAGAAAGCACAAUGAUGACAUGAUGAAAGUUUUAUAAAGCAAAUUAAUCGGCCAACGUGCCGAAUAAAAGCUAACAACGAUUGUGAGAUGCUCAUUUCCAGAAAACCGGCGGGAUAGGCGAUUUUUUAUUCGAUUUUCUGGAAUUUGGUUUCUAUAAAACUUACUCCACCCCAUCAUAUUACCAGAAACAAUAUUGUUUCACAAGGUAACAAGUACUUGAUUUUGGUUCAUAAAGUUGAAUUUUGAUUCGUUACAUCAUUCGUGUCUCUUUUAUACUAAAAUUUGCUAUUUUUA
Linum trigynum is the source of this 4793-nucleotide messenger RNA. The record is from the annotation of a GenBank genome assembly. NCBI's taxonomy places the organism in Eukaryota, Viridiplantae, Streptophyta, Magnoliopsida, Malpighiales, Linaceae.